UUGGAUAAAACUGUCCUCCUUCUCCCCCCUCCCCCGAAUGUUGUCCAUUGGGUCACCACUGUCGGCGCUAGCUCCAUGGAUCGCGACUUGCUCGCCGACAUCAAGCUCAACAACGACCGACCCCUUCCCGGCAUCAGCAUCUACGGCGGCCCCGUCCUUGCCCUCGGCCGCCUCUACCCGCUGAUCUACACAGCCGCCGCACUCAGCCGCAUCGGAGCAGGAGCCGGAGAUGGGUACUCCUCCUCCCUCUACCUCGAGGGCUCCCUCAACCCCGAUGCCAUCUGCGGCAAGAUCGUCAUCUGCGAUCGGGGUGUCAACUCCCGUGCCACCAAAGGCGAGGUCAUCCACAAGGCCGACGGCGUCAGGAUGAUCCUCACCAAUGGCGUCUUCGAUGAUGAGGGCAUCUUUGAUGGCGAGGGCCUCGUCGCCGACUGUCAUGUCCUCCCCGCCACUGCCAUCGGCACCAUUGCCGGCGACGAGAUUCAAAAGUAUAUCAACACCGCCACUCCUCACUUGCCACCCACCGCCACCAUCUUCUUCCAUAGUACCCACUCGGGGUUCGACUGGUGCCGAUAG
This is a messenger RNA of Elaeis guineensis (African oil palm), 576 nucleotides long. The record is from RefSeq and is a predicted model, not a curated record. NCBI's taxonomy places the organism in Eukaryota, Viridiplantae, Streptophyta, Magnoliopsida, Arecales, Arecaceae.